Molecule: messenger RNA, 606 nt
Organism: Fusarium mangiferae
Lineage: Eukaryota; Fungi; Ascomycota; Sordariomycetes; Hypocreales; Nectriaceae
Exons: 3
Coding region: 1-606 (201 amino acids)
Biological process (GO): autophagosome assembly; autophagy
Cellular component (GO): phagophore assembly site
Source: RefSeq, a predicted model, not a curated record
AUGGACCAACAAGAACCACCAGAGUUUAUCCUCGACGUAUUCGCUGACCCGCGCUCGGUUCGUGAGGUAGUCAAAGGGAUACUGCAUACCAUAUUCUUCAACCGAUUCUUCCCUUCCAUCGUCCCACAAACCCGCGAAGUCCUUGACACGACGCUUCCCUAUGUUGACGACGACGAGCUGGAGACUAUGAUAGAUCAACGCGUCGCGGCUCUUGAGCGUCAGAUCGAUGUCCAGCGCUCAUCAGGUGGUGCUAAUAGCGCCAGCACCGGGAGCGGCAACGGUGGGCGUGGUCAGCUCGUUGUUCAGUUUUUCGAGAAACGCCGUCGCAAAGCCUGGCUAUCCCGUGGCGACGAAGAGGUUUGUUGGGAGUGUUGGACCAUCAAAGUGACUGUCGCCGAGCCAAGAACAGAGAGUGAACGUGCUAAAGUUCGACGAGCAAUGGAGCAGACCCUCUCAGCAACAGCGAUGAAGAUUGUCGCAUUCGUUAAUACACACAAAGAUCACAUACCGCCCAUCACAACCCAGGGUACUAACCCUUUCCCCUACAAGAUCAACAUUGACCAAAAAGAGGCGGCAGGUUGGGCAACACGGAUGCGUAUAUACUAA